GGCCUGAGUUGUGUUCCACCAGACUUUGCGCUGCGUAAGAUGCCGAAAGUGCUGAACCUCAGUUCCACCUGGGAGUUGCUGCGCUCUAGCGGCUUCGAUUUCAGGAGCAGCUUCAUGGCUGGUGGCCAUGGGCAUGGCUCCCAAGAGCAGUACUACGAGGACCAGUUCCACCAGCCUGGAAGCCACGGACACGAGCAGUACUAUGAUGACCAGCACCAUCAAGAGUACUAUGAUGACCAGUGGAGCCAUGGUCAUCAUGGUCAUCAUGGCCAUCAUGGCCAUCAUGGGCCCCAGGCUGCCCAUGGCCAUCAUGGCCAUCAUGGCCAGCCAGGUUACGACCAGGGCUACGACCAAAGUUCUGGGGAGGCUGCCGAUGCAAAGCCCGUCGACAGCGCUGCGCCCAUGUCAAUGGCACCUGGCGAAGAAGGUUUCGAAGAGCUACCAUCUGUGGAGGGUCCUGAGAACAUACCACUGGAGGCAGGUGGUGGGCUGCCACCGCCCGAAGCGGAGGAUGGCUUUGAGGCUGAGGGUCCAGAGGUGGAAGAGGUGGAGGCCCCCCUGGCCGCACCGUACAGCGACGAGAACGAAGGGGGCGACCAGGCGGCUUUCGAAGAAGGAAGCGGAGAAGGUCCACCACUGAUGUUGGUGAACAGUGAAGGGCAGAACCUGUUGGCCAAAGAGAAGACAAGGCAGCUCAUCAACAAGGUGAAGAUCUUGUCCAAGACCUUGCAGGCGAAGUUGCCCGCUUACGACGAGGGCUCGGACCUUCCAGAGAUGGAAGAUGAGAUGCGAGAGAUUUGCAGGGCCAGAGAGGUGGAGAUCAAUAAGUUGGACCAGGCACGCACCGCUGCGGAGAUUGCACGGCUGGAGAAUGAGGAAGAGCCGGGAGCAGGGGAUGAAGCAGUCAUUGAAGAGGAGGCGAAGAAGAUCCGAGAAGAGUGGCCCGGUGACGAGUUUGAUGAGCACUACGGCUACGGACCUCCCCAGGGGGAAGCUGACUAUGGCUAUGGCCCCGAGUACGGCCCCGAGGGCGGCUAUGGCCACGAAGGCUACGAGGACUAUGGUGGCCAUGGAGCACACGCCGAGCCCUAUGCAGAGCAUGGGGCUGCAGCGGGUGGCAUGCCAGUGGCGCAUGCCAUGUGUCCAGUGGUGGUUUUCCCCACUGUGAGAGACAGGUGUCGUGAGAGGUUUGCAGGUCGGUCGCGACAUGCGCGACGACACGCCGAGUUUCUUUGCCAGGUUUACUAGGGCAAAGAAGUCAAAAUCAUUUAGGUUUUCUGACG
Molecule: messenger RNA, 1283 nt
Organism: Cladocopium goreaui
Lineage: Eukaryota; Dinophyceae; Suessiales; Symbiodiniaceae
Source: the annotation of a GenBank genome assembly